UUUCCCUCUCCUCCAUUUGUGUUCAAACAAAUUCUCUCUCCGAAUUCCAGAAUAUUCAAAGAUCCACAAAAAAGGAAAAACCCUGAAUCUCCACAACAACAAUGGGCGAAAAGAAGGAGGAAGCUCCGGCGAAGCCCGCGGAGGCUGCGGCGGCGAAGAAGGAAGGCGGAGCCGGCGGAGUCACCGUCGUGCUCAAGCUUGACAUGCACUGCGAAGGCUGCGGCAAGAAAAUCAAACGAAUCUUCAAGCACUACAAAGGUGUUAAGGACGUGAAGAUAGACUACGGGGCUAACAAACUGACGGGGAUCAGAGACAGAGUCGCCGAGAAAACCAAGAGGAAGGUCGAACUCCUGUCUCCGGCGCCGAAGAGCGGCGGCGGAGGAGAGAAAAAGCCGGCGGAGGAGAAACCCGGCGAGAAGAAGCCGGCGGAGGAGAAAAAGGAAGAGAAGAAGAAAGGAGAAGACGAGAAGAAACCUCCUCCUCCAAAAGAGACAACGGUGGUUUUCAAGACGAGGUUACACUGCGAAGGCUGCGUACACAAGAUCAAAAGGAUAAUAUUGAAAACCAAAGGGGUCGAAUCAGUAUCCAUAGACGGCGCAAAGGAACUUGUGACGGUGAAAGGAACAAUGGACGUCAAGGAGCUCACUCCUUACCUCAACGAGAAGCUCAAACGCACCGUCGAAAUCAUCCCUCCACCCAAAAAGGACGCAGACGCAAACGCAAAGCCAGCCGCUGAAAAGAAAGACAAGGAAGCUCCUGCAGCGGCAGCAGCGGGGGACAAGAAGAAAGAGAAGGAAGUUUCCGGCGAGAAGAAGGAGAGUUCCGGCGGAGACGGCGGUGGUGCGGCGGUGGAGAUGAAGAAGAUGGAGUACCACGGGUACACCUACCCGCCGCAGCCGAUGUAUUGGUACCCGGAAGGACACGUGUACGGUCAUAAUUACGCGAUGGAAGGUCAACCUUCGCAGAUGCACGUACAAGAACCGUAUGCGAACCAACACCAGCAGGUGUACGUACACGAACCGUAUCACACGAACCAAGGAUACGCGGGGGAAGGGUAUGCGGUGGACCCGUAUGCGCAUCUACGGGCGCCUCAGAUGUUCAGUGACGAGAAUCCAAAUGGAUGUUGGAUUAUGUGAAAAAACAGUGAGAUUAUAUUAUUAUAAUAAUAAUAUAAUUGUAAAUAAUAAAAGGAAAAUAUAGGGGAGAGAGAGAGAACGGUGAAUUCCCACGGCCAUCUCGGAAUUUGUUCACAAAGUGAAUAAGGAUCUUGUAAAACCGGGUUCAUCUAAACCGACCGGUUCAGGUUGGUUAGAGCCGGAUUUUUUAGGUUUUGGGGUCGGUUGGUUGUUUGUUGGUUCGUUUAUUAUUAUCAUUAUCAUUACUAUUUUUAGAAUAUAGUAUUAUAUGAUAUAUAGCUGUAGUAGUAGAUUUGGCAUUACGCUUUGGUGUUAAAUUGUGCUUUGUUACGUUCGAGGGAUCAUAAUGGAAUUUUUUUUUUCAUAA
Molecule: messenger RNA, 1503 nt
Organism: Tarenaya hassleriana
Lineage: Eukaryota; Viridiplantae; Streptophyta; Magnoliopsida; Brassicales; Cleomaceae
Product: heavy metal-associated isoprenylated plant protein 3
Exons: 5
Coding region: 102-1136 (344 amino acids)
Molecular function (GO): metal ion binding
Source: RefSeq, a predicted model, not a curated record